This is a messenger RNA of Cataglyphis hispanica, 3552 nucleotides long. RefSeq lists its product as uncharacterized. NCBI's taxonomy places the organism in Eukaryota, Metazoa, Arthropoda, Insecta, Hymenoptera, Formicidae. The record is from RefSeq and is a predicted model, not a curated record. The transcript is spliced from 8 exons. Bases 419 to 3289 code for a protein of 956 amino acids.
CCCGCCAAAACUAAAGUAUCCAAUACAUAUACGUAGUUGUAAUCGCCGUAUGUUGCGCAUGCGCGGAAACGAGAGCCCGUUUAACAACACUAGUGUCUGGUGUCAUUAGCCAGUUGAUUACGAACAAACGCGUCUUGCUCGCGCAUUUAAUAAUCACGAAUCAAAGAUGCUAUGGUUCUUCGGAAAGUCGACUUAGCAUUAUCGUAUACACGGAAAGCGGCCGCCGGGCGUAGUGUUCGUGUAGUAAUUUUGACGUAAGCAAUUCUCGGAAGAGAUACCGGCCAGGAAGAGAACUCACUCGCGUCCGGGAAGAAAGAUCUCCACACGCUUCGAGGGAGGCACGACAAGUCGUCGUUAUGGCAAAUUUGCGAUAAACAUUAGAACUUUCAUUAUUAAAGAAACUACAGAGGAAGAUAUCAUGGAUUCAAUUUCUAUAUGUGGGAAUAGCAAAAAUGCAAAAAAACGUUCAAAAUCUCGACAACUGGAAGAUAUAACAGUCAAUGAUAAUAGAAAAAUUGAAGAAACCUUUCCAUGGUUACUAGAAUUCAAUAAAAUUGUAUGUUCGUCUAUAGGAAAUAGGAGUUAUCGACAUCUUGAGCGAUUGCUUUUACUCUAUACCCAGAAUGUUCUUUCUAGUGUGAAAGCAAGCAAUGUUAAAUUUAAUGAUACAAUUAAUUUAAAAAAUAAUAUUAAUAAUAUAUUAAUAUUCUUUCACUUAUAUUGGCUUGAUAUAAAACAGGAGAUAGUUGAUCAUAGUUCAUAUUUAAAUAAAAUGUCAACGUUAUUAAGUAUAUAUAUCGAUAUGGAAACUUCUAGACAAGAUAUGGAAACUUCUAGACAAGAAAUUGUAAAGAUUCUUGCAGCAUUGUAUAUAUACUUAAAUAAUUCGGAAGAGCAUAUUUUUAGAGUAUUACUUAGAAUUAAACAUAUGACGGAAAAAUAUACACAAAUUUGUAAUCAUAUAUUUAUGAAGAACUUUAGCAAUCUCAAGAUAAAAAUGACAUCUUUAACCGAUGUAGCUUAUAUUCGAUAUUUGCUUGCCUUUAAAAUGUGGAGAAAUAUGGAAAAUCUUUCUGAAGAGAAAAGAGAAGAAAUUGACAAAUUAGCUCUAAUGCUGCUAGGCCCAUGUAUGCCAAAAUUACGAGAUGAAUUAUCAAAAUUUGUGCCUAGACCUAAGAAUCAGAAGAAUGAAACACUAUGCUUAUUAAAAUCAAAUUUAUUUGAAAUGUAUAAACAUUUUCUACUAUUUGAAGAUGAAAUGGAUAAACAUUUUCUACUACUUGAAGAUAAAAUGGAUAAAUAUUCUCUACUACUCGAAGACAAAAUCAAUAACUCUGCAGAUUUACAAUGUACCAAAGUGGUUUAUGUUGGUCAGAAUUGUUUAAAAUCUCAGAAACAUCCAAUGAGUUUGCUACAUCGGAGCAAUCCUAAUAGGAGCAUUCCUACAUCUAAUCAAGAAGUUAAUAAAGACUUUUUAAAUAGUUUGCAGAAUGAUAAUAUGCCACUAAGUAUGAACGAAAAUAAAUCUUUAGAACAAACUUAUCUACAAAAAAAAGAAAGAAGAAACCUUAAAUCAUUGAAACAGGAAAAAAAAGAAAAUCCAGGAGAACCUGAAAUUAUUGAUUUAACUGAAGAUGAUGAAAUUCUUUGCGAAACAAAAAGAAAAAAGACUAAACAUAAUUUGGAUAAAAUUACUAAACAAGAUAUGAAAAUCAUAAAAAACAAAAAGUAUAUCAAUUCUAUAAAGCAUUCAAGUGGGUUUAUGGCAAAUGUGAAUAUUGAAAAAAGUUCUAAUAGAGACAGCAAAAGCACAGUUGAAAAAGUUCGUCUGAAAUAUAAAUCUAUUCCUAACAACAAAAUAAGUGAUAGUACAGAGAGUUAUACUUCAAUUAGCAGUAAACUUUCAUUAAAUAAUAUCCAUCAUAUAAAUCUUCAAAAAAGUGAACAUUUAAAUGUAAUAAAGAAUCAGAUGAAUAGUACGUAUCCAGAAUUUGUGAAAGAGAAUGAAACACAAUUUGAUAAUUCACAUUACAUAAAGUCAUCAAUGUUUGUUGAUCGGGAUAUUAAAGAGUUCAACGUUACAACAAAUGUGCUGAAAGAAAAUAAACCAGAGAAUAUAUCAUCACAUAUGACAUAUAUGACAGCAGAUGCUACAGGCUUAUACAACAAUAUAAUGAUGCAAAGUAAGGAAACAUUAACUUCUCAGGAAGAAAAUGUCAUACCUUUAUUGAAGGAUAUAAUACCUUUAUUGAACAUGUGCCAAAAUGAUAUUGUGGAUCAGCAUUCUGUCAAGCAGGAAAUACCAAUAAGCCCAAAUUGUAAUACAACACAAAAUUCAUAUAAAUGUUGGGAAACGACGCCGCGUGAUAUUAAAUAUCUUAGAAUACAAAAAUUGAAAUCUAUAAACGAUCAUAAUUCACAAGUUACAGAUUAUUUUAUUACAUGUCAUCAAGGUAACGAAUAUGAAGAAUGUUGUACAAAAAGUGAUUGUAAACCAUUUGUGUUUCCUAACAGUAAUGAUAGUACCACACAAAAACAUAAUACAUUUUCUGAUGAUAAGAAUGAUAUCAAACUAUCUUGCAACACAAAAAUAAUUUUACCCAAAUAUAAUUUACAUCAAUUACACAAAUAUAAUGUACUAACAAAUAUAAGCGAUUGCAAUGCACAUUACGUUGCUCAUCAUAUCGAUGAUAUCGUUAUCAUGACAUGUUGUAACAUGCACGAUGAAAAAAUAAUGCAAUGUCUAUACAAUUCUAACGACAUGUAUACUACAUUCAAUAAAGAUCAAACUGUAGGGUCGUCACUAAAUGAUCAAAAUGUCAAUCUUGAUAAUAAAAGAAAAUAUGAUUACGGACACGGUUCCAAACAUUCCGAAACUACGAUAACUAUGAUAAAGACACAACAAGAAAGAAGCGAUUGUGGUACUUCAAUGUCAAACGAUCAAUUACAUCUCUCUGAACGUUUUCUUUUUAAUAUAGAUUCUAUAGAUAUGGAUUCAAAAGAAGCUAAUGAAAUAAUGAAGAAUUGUAUAAAUGACUCUGAAAAUAUCAGUUUCUUGCACAACCCAAUUGAAAUUUUGGAAAGUCUGGAAAACGUUGUGUCGAAAGAAACCACCGAUUUUCUUCUAUCUUCAAAACAGUCUCCAUUUGAAUUAGAUAAUGUGUAUACAAAUACAUUUUUAAGAGAAAAUCACAUUUUAUGCAAUAAUCAAAACAAUGCUAUUAAUAGUAAUGUAAAUCCAAUAGCCUUCCAUUUGAAUAAUAUAACAACCAAUAACACCUUUCUGUGAUUAUCAGCCAAAUCUGAUAAGUUUAAUAUGUUUUAAGGAGCCACGAAAUUUCGUAAUCAAGCACUUUUAUAUUUACGAGAAAGAUGUUGAAGGUUCUUUCCCAAGGAAUAGGCUAAACGGAUCUUUGAAUGAAUUUUGCGCUUCCAAGAAUAUGUCUCAUCAAAUUUACUUACAAAUUAUUUAACAUCGUAAAGAAAAAAGAUUUUGCUUCAACAUUAUACAUAAAAUAUAUAUAUAUAUAUAUAUAUAUAUAUAUAUAUAUA